This is a messenger RNA of Effrenium voratum, 2682 nucleotides long. The record is from the annotation of a GenBank genome assembly. NCBI's taxonomy places the organism in Eukaryota, Dinophyceae, Suessiales, Symbiodiniaceae.
AUGCCGCCCAAGAGCCAAGAAGCCAGGACGCAGCCGGACGAAGUCGUGAUUUUUGAGGGCACCUUCAGCUGGUGGGCGGCAUGGUGCAUGAUGAUCUGGGUGCUGUGCUUCCUCGCCAGCACCGUGCUGAUGAUCCUCUCGACCCGUGGCUCUGCCUUCCAGAUCAUUUCCGAAGAAAUCUCGUAUGUGAAGGAAGUGCGGCCGCCCUACGGGCCGGAGAUGCAGCCGGUGGUUGAUGCGACCAUGCGGGAGAUCAACCAGAUGUUUGCCUACCACUUGCCACAAACCGCUUUGUUCUACUCCCUGGCCGGAGCGUCGCUGGGGCUUUUCACCGUCUCCUACUUCACCUCCUUCGUUCUUCUUGAGGACCAAGGCCCCAAAAGAGUGGUGGACAUAGGCUUCCUCAUCUCCAAGGGCGUCAACGUCUACAUGAGCCGGACCAUUCCGGUGAUCCUGGCAUUGUUGUUCCUUGGCGGCUGGUACGUCAUGGGCACUGCUGGUCCCCGGGCAGUCGCUUGCUUCGCCGUGGGCGCAGCCUUGAAUUUGCUGAGCGCGUCGGUAGGGGUGAGCGUCACAGUGCAGGGGCAGACCCGGCUGGCGCAUGCCCUGGGGCUGGAGCUGUUCGACUCCCUGCAGAUAGGGAUCAGGACGGGCUCUAUCGGUGGCUUGCUGGCAACGUCCCUUGCAUUAGGAGGCAUGGCUGGCAUGUGGCUCUUGAUCCAGGACACACUGUCGCUUUCCGGUUUCGGCUCGGGUGCAUCCAUUGUGUCAUUCUCGAUGCGGGUGGGGGGCGGCAUCUUCUCCAAGGGUGCAGACAUUGGGGCAGACUUGGUGAGUGACAUGGAGCAGGCCCGUUUCGAGGAGGACCAGCGGCUUUUCGAGCUGCAGAGGAAGAUGGCGGAGUUGGAGGAAGAUCGAAAGGAGCGGGCCAAGCAGGGGCUGGAAGGAGAUGAUGAAGAUAUGAUGGAGGAGCUGCGCAAGAUGGAGGAUCAAAUGCAAGAUAUCGCCUCGAAGCUGCACCCCAUCGAUUACUUCGACACCGUGGGCGAGGCCAUCAAUGACGUCGCCGGCACUUGUGCCGAUCUGUUCGAGUCCAUGGUCUUGAUCCUGGGCACCUGCACCAUCAUUGGUGUCAAAGGAAGCCCCGUGCCCCACUUCAACUCUGGCCUGCCCUUUUGGAUCAUCGCCUCCGGCAUGGUGGGCUGUUCUUUGGUGGCCUACUUUGUUCACGUGCACGAGCGGUUCACCGCUCAGAGAAUCCGCUGGAGCUUGCGUGCCAACCUGUUGCUGGUCAUCGGCCUGGUGCAGCUGGUGCAAAUUUCCGUGAGCUUCCAGGAGUACCUGGCAGGCACAAUCAGCUUUAAUAGGUUCUGGCACUUCUGCGCCAUUUCGCUUAUGGGGCAAAUCAUUCCGGAAGUGUGCGUUCUCUUAGGGGAAUUCUUCACAUCCACAGACUACUCUCCCGUGCGCUCGCUUGCCAUGAACGCGGACCUGGGCAUUGUGCAAGUCGUUCUUCAAGGCUUUGGCCAGGGCUUCUUCUCGACAGGCCUUCCAGCUGUUGUGAUCAUCACCUGUGUUGUGGCCACCUGGCGUCUUGAGCAGCACUACGGCCUUGCACUGCUCAGUGCUGCGUCUGUCAGUGGCACGGGCUUCCAGGGAGGAAUCGCCUCCUUCGGGGCCAUCGCCACCAAUGCCCACAAGAUUGUGCAUCUGACGACCUACCAUGCAAUGAGCCGACACCGUGCCAAUAUUUGUGCAUCUCUUGGGGAUACUACGGCGCAUGCUGGCAACACCAUCUCCGCGGUGAAUGCUUUCAGCGCCGUGUUUAACAUCGCUCUCACGCUGCUGGCACAAGCGUACACGGAGCUGGACAUCAAUUACAUGAACGUCACGGGCUCCAUCUUGUCGAGCUACAGUCAAGCGGGUCUGGUCCUGGGAGUUGUGAUGACCUUCGCCUUUGCAGCCAAUACGAUGAUAUCGUGCCUCCAAACGGCCCAAGCCUUCGCCAAGUACGUGGCCCAGCACGAGAUUGGCAAGAUUGCGCAGCUCCCGUUCCCUCAGUCGCACGUGAGGCCUCUGAAGAAGCUGGCGUCCUUCGGGUCCAUCACGUCCAUGCGGAUGACCAUCUCCCCCAUCAUCAACUCCCUGGCCUGCCCCAUGAUCGGCGGCUUCUUCCUGGGCGUGAAAGGCCUCCUCUUCAUGAUAUCUGGCUCUAAUGUCCUGGUCUUGUGCCUGAGCAUCUUUCUCAUCAACUCCGGCCAGUCCUGGGUGGCAGCGAGGAAGUUCGUGCUCUUCGGCCUACUCCGUGACAAAGACGGCAAUGUGAUAGGUCCCGACUCGCCGCAUUAUGCAAACCUGGGCAUUGGGGAGACAAUUGGCGGCCCCUUCGAGGAUACGACUGGCCCAGCCAUGAACAACUUCAUCAAGUUCGUGGCGGUCUUCGCCUUUGUGACAGGUGGCCCUGGCCGGCUCUACGAAGAGCUGCCGGUGAACACGUGGCCUUUCGGCUUCGCCUCGGUGGUUGGAUCGCUGUCCCUGGUCUUCUUCUCCCGGGUUGGGCUGGACCUCUUGCUCAAGGGCGUGGGCGCAUUCCUCUCGCGCCGGAGAAAGCAGCAAGCUUUUGAGGAAGGUGAAGAAGCACCUCCGGAAGAAAGUGAGUUUGAUGAGCUUGAUGAGCUGUGA